Messenger RNA from Ceratina calcarata, 6476 nucleotides. RefSeq names its product Bub3 interacting GLEBS and Zinc finger domain protein (gene BuGZ). The coding region runs from base 177 to 1562 and encodes 461 amino acids. Lineage: Eukaryota; Metazoa; Arthropoda; Insecta; Hymenoptera; Apidae. The transcript is spliced from 6 exons. Gene Ontology annotation, molecular function: DNA binding. The record is from RefSeq and is a predicted model, not a curated record. Gene Ontology annotation, cellular component: nucleus.
ACUUUUCCUCGUCGGGCACGCACGGAGAAGAUGCAGUCGCCAUUUUACAUCGCUGGUUUUUACGUGUGUGUGCGAUACAAUUACUCCACGACUGAAAUUCUUAUUACGUAGGCAUAAGAAACAUUUUAGUGGCAUACUUUUGUGAGUUUUCAAUUGCUGAAAGUUAAUAGGUAAUUAUGGGACGUAAAAAGAAGAAGCAGUCGAGACCCUGGUGUUGGUAUUGCAAUAGAGAAUUUGAAGAUGAAAAAAUUCUUAUUCAACAUCAAAAAGCAAAACACUUCAAAUGUCACAUUUGUCAUAAGAAGCUUUACACGGGACCAGGACUUAGUAUACAUUGUAUGCAGGUACAUAAAGAAGCAAUAGAUAAGGUACCUAAUUCUUUGCCAAAUCGUAGCAAUAUUGAAAUAGAAAUUUAUGGUAUGGAAGGUAUUCCACCAAACGAUGCAAAAGAGCACGAAAGGCAAAGAAAUGGAGGUAGACCUGGCUCACCAAGUUCUGGUGAGGACGAACCUAUUAGAAAGAAGACAAAACCAGAAGGCUUGUUAGGUUCAGCGCCAGGAGCAAUGCCUACUGGUUCCAACAUGAUGCCGGGCGUAAUGCCAGGUAUGGCAGCUCAUCCUGGUAUGCCACCAAUGGGACAGUUCCCACCACCCAUGCACCAUAUGAUGGGACCUAUGGGUCCUGUAGGUCCACCUUUCAUGGGUCCUGGUAUGAUGCCUGGUAUGCCAGGCAUGCCCCCAGGUAUACAACCACCAGUGUCAGGUGCGUCUAUACCACCAUCCAGACCAUUAUUCCCAAGUGCCGCAGCUGUCUCUACGGCCGCGUCCACAGCUGUGACCUCUCCUUUGGGCACAGAUUUUAAACCAAUUACAUCAGUGGCUGGUGGAUCUAUAGGGCCUGUUAAGCCGACAUUCCCUGCUUAUAGUAAUGCAGAUACGAAUACCACCAGUAAUAAUAGCGUUGGAAGUGAUCAAAAAGUGAAUCUUAUAGCUACUACUAGCGCUGCCAUAAAAAUCAUUCACCCUCCAGAGGACCUUAGCCUAGAGGAAAUUAGAGCAAGACUUCCGAAAUAUCAGCGGCGACAAACCGAGGAAUCUCGGACAGCACAGGCCGAUGCAAAUCAACAAGCUGCCGCAUUACAGCAGCAGCAGCAGCAACAGCAGCAGCAACAGCAACAACAACAGCAGCAGCAGCAACAAGCUGCUGCUAAUGCAGCCGCUGCGUUUCAGGAUCAGCAACAACGACAGCAAGCGGCGUUGAAUGCACUUCAACAGCAGCAACAAAGAUUUCAAAGACCUCCACAAGCAGUAAUGGUUCCUGCAUCCGCGGCAAUGCCUGUUAGUUCUGUCGCAUUGAUGGCACCGCUUAUGCGGCCUACUAUGACUCUAGCUGCGCCUGCUCUGAUUCAUGGAGGUAACAUGAUGCGACCGCCCCCCAUGGGCCUACCGCCAGGUAUGAUAGGAGCAUUGCCGCCGGGCGCGAUGCAUCCCGCAUUUGCUGCUCCGAUGGGUUUCCCUGGUGCACCAAUGUUGGCUCCGAUGAUGCACCCGCGCUUCAGAUGAUCACCUCCCAUGGACGGGCCCACCCCGCCACUGCUCGUGCUUUGGGCCCGCCCCUAAAUUUUAUUAGGGUCCGGACCUGACUGGGAAGAGGAGAAAAUGCACGCGUAAAAUGAAUGUUAACUCGCGUGGGCACACACUUCAUUGAUCGGCCGCGGCUGCACUUGACGCAUCCUCUCCUUCGAAGUUUACAUGAAGUUAGCAAAAUUUUUUGUUUUUUUUUAAUUAUACUAUUACAAAACACGUCACGUCAGUGCCUGAGAGGGUUUUACCGGGUGCAGUGGAAACGGUCGGUCGUUCCUCUUCUUUCUGCCAGUAAAGAAAUUUCGAGUUACAUAAAUCCCGUUCAAAGAUUCCAGGCUUUUAUACAGCCUGACAUCACAGUUACCGCUGUUGGCGUUUUCAGGUGUAGAGCUGUGUUUCUCUUAGAAGAAAUAUUUUGACGUUUCGCAAGUAUAUGGAGUAAAGAGUGAAACCGUACCAACACUCUUUGAAAUUGAUUAACUUCACAUCACAAGUGUUGUUACAGUCUUACUCUUCGCUGUAUAUUCCCGGAGAAGUCGACUAGUACACUGACUAUAAAAGAUAUACUUAGUACCGAUAAAGAUAUCAUGUAUAUGUUUGUUAUGAAUAAAUGACUUAAAAACAUUUUAUUGGAACUUUCUUUAAGCAUCAGACGUGUCUGUUCGAAGUAUCAGUAAUAUCAUUUCACAAAAUCAACGAUUCAUAUUUCCAAUACUUGCGAAACGCCGAAAUAAUUUUAUCAAAAAGGCACACGGCUCACACUUGCAAGCUUUAAUAGUGCGAUAAUGCUAUCGAUCAUCUUUGAACCUGUGAUGUGUAGUUGUGCGAAAUCAGCGCAACGACCACAACUUCUUGCCGAAGGAGUGGAAUGAUACCCCAGGUGAGCAACGAAAUCUAUUUUUUUCUUUUUUUUUCCCAAUCAAAUCAAUUUUAAUGUUUACCUAAAAGGCACCGAGAAAAGUUUGAUCCCUCGGAUCAUCAUUUCUAUAGAUAUACAUAUAUGUUGUUACACAUCUUGUCUGAGUACCUGGUAUUCAAAUUGUAGUUAUUAAAAGAAAGGGAUGGUGUCGUGUUGUUGAUGGCUGUAUGAGCACGAAAGCUUUCGCUUAGGAAAAUCGUAAGCUAUACAGAAAUUUUAUUGUAAAUUCGUAUACGUGUAUCAUACGUGAUGUGAAUUAUGGAAGGUGUGAAUCUUUCAGUUGAUAAAUCUGAAUCGAUGGAACUUCUAUAUAUCGAUCUUUGAUUGUCGUUUUAUAUUUUCUACGGUAGACCGUUUCCACGCGCUAUUUCUCAGUCUCUGCGCCAGUGUUCUCUUGGAGAGACGCGAUCGCGGAAAAAGGUGGCUUUCACCCUGCAGCUAAGACGAGACUUGUCUUUGAGUUCGUUAUUUAUAAAUUCAUUCAUUCUUUUCAUUCUUUUAGUCUGGCGUAUUUUAUUCAUUUUAUUAGGUGUACAUAUUGAUCAUACGAAGAAACUUGAUUUCGUAUAUAUGCUUUGUAACAUAUUAUACUCUGUCAUUUGAUUCUCGUAUUCGAGGAUAGUAUUAGAGAUACAUUACAUAGGCUGCAGCGUGAAUAUCCUGCCGCCUCAGGUUAGUUUAUCACAACUUUUAUUUUGUUAAUGUUCCAGUUCGAGUCGGUUCACUUUUGUCUAUAAUUUAUAUUCCCUUAUGUACAUUGUUCUGACACUUUUAAUUUAUUUUGUGUCGCGCGAUAUUCACUUGUGACGCGGACAUUUGAAUUUUCGGACAGCACAGUGUAUGUGCAUCAAAUUAUUGGAUCUAGAAGAUCUGUUUGUGACAUUAACAAUUUAACUAUUUUGCAAGAUAUGUAAAAUAUCUAUUAUAGACGGUCUAAUCUUCGUACGAUCUCAUUGCAUACCAAGAAAAUGAGAAAAACCGAAAGAUAAAUGAAGCAUUAGAAGCAAAUAUUUUGAGAGUCAGCAGAGUUCAAUUUUUUACACAAGUGCUUUUUAAAAAAAAGUAUUUAUAAUAAAUUAUAAUUUAUUUCAUACAAACUAUGUAUACAAUUUGUAGCCCCCACUAAUCUUAAUCUCUCUUUAAUCUUAGAAUAUUGUAGCGAAUCAUUCUUCCCUGACGAAUAGUUAGUACUAUAGUAUUUGCUCCUACUGCUUUGAUUUCUCCGUAGCAUUCUAAAUGUGAAUUACUGAAUGUAUAUCAAGGUUUUUGUAAUUUGUAUCAUAACGCGUUGUUUAAAUGAUUGUAAUCUGUUGAGGCAGAAGUGAUCGACUCGAUCUGUGAAGCCCUCUUCCUUUGCAAGGAACGUGUUGGCAACGCAUGAGUGAGUGGUAAGUACGGAGGGUGCUCAGGAAAAACGAUAUCAGCUCUCUCUACACUCAACUCACGCCGUUUUCUUUACUUCAUCCUAUGCCUACCGAUGUUCCGAUCGUUGAGUAUAUAAUUGUCUGUAAUUUAACUUCCGUCUAAAAGCUUCAAAAGGGACUCUACAAUCGGACAGGACUUUAUUUUAUCGGAAAAAUCCUAUCCCCUUUUCUCUAUUCGUCCGAUUGUUAUAAAUCCCACUAUUCUCUCUUCUAUUGUUUUAUUAUUUUCUCAGGGUGUCUAUUGAUAAAAUAAAAUCUACGGACCGUUGCAUCGUUUACGUUAAUCGUGUUUUAUAGUCUUAGCGAUGAAUCAUUCGACGAGAAAAGAACAAAAACGAUUCGUAUCGUCGGUGUUCUUUAGAUCGGCGAAACCGGGUUUUCGAUUUUGCGGGAAUGUUUCUCGUGGCCCAAGAGCGCAGGGACUAUGUUCGAACUAAAACCCACGAGAGACAUUUUGUGCUUCAUUGUAUGUUCGAUGGUGAAAUAGUGAAAUUAUUGUAAUUCAACUAUGUUGAACAAUGAAACGCUACGAGAGCGAUGUAUAAUCUUCUUGAAGAUUCACCUCAGUAGGCACCCUGUUUGUCUGUUCUUUCACUUCGACUUCUAUCAUUAUCUUCGAGAUGAAAAAGAAAUAAUAAUGAAAAUUAUGAAACGACGUACCGUGCGCGCCCGUACAAGACGUGCUUGAAAGCAGUAAAGAAAGGAAAAGGAAGGAAGCAAAACUACGCAUCGUUAUGAAUAUACUUCAUUUUCAGGGGUUGUCUUUCCGAAUCGUGUCCUUCCUCUGUGGUUUCACUGGGGUGAGAAAACAGAUAUGAUCCGCGCGUCUGUCUACCUUUUUCAGGCCGACCGGGAGCGCAACGCGGAAAUUGUAAACGGCCGUGGAGAGACGCUUCUCGGCUCUCGAGGCCGUUUAAAAAGUAAUGGCCAAGACGCUUGUCGCAUUUGCCUUCGUCCCCUGAGAUUCGGCAGGACAAUCUGACGACAGAAUUGGACAUGUAGAAGUUCUGUUAUUUAUUGAGUGUCACAUUAUCAACUUGUUCCGAAUAAAGACGUUCUGUGGAAAGUUCGAGAGAUUGGGCAUAGUCUGUCGUUCUGGGAAACUCGUAUAUCUGCCAAAUUCGAAUGUACAUUAUCCGACAGAACUUCUGUAUCUAAUUCACGUGUCUACUAUCGUCUGCGAUAUUGGUGUAAAUAUUUGUUUACAUCAUUAUUUCCUUCACAAUAAGUAAAAGAAAAAGCGUUCACUAAUUCUCUCCCAGAAUGGCGGGCGACAGCCACAUAUUGUUUCAACCAAUCACAGCUCUGACCGCUGUUGGACCUAAUCGGUCCCUUGCCUGAAGGCAGGCGAUUGUUUGGACCUACCGUCCCAAAGUCGAGCUGCGCGUUGUAUUCCCAAACAAUUGUUCAAUGUAUUUUUACAGUAUUUCGUUGUAGUAACCAGCUCCGUUUCUCGAAGUAACGCGAAGUUCAGAUGUACAAAAAAAGAAUGAACAAAAACUAGAAAGGAGAACAGAUUGGGAAAUACAACGGCCUUGGCUGUAAGGACGCGUGGCUGGACCGAGAAACAAUAUCAAUCGUAAUCGAUAACGAGUCGUGGGUAAAUCGUGUUAACCGAUUCGAUCGUUCGGAACGUUGAAACGAGAGAACUGUUCCGAAUCGUCUGACAAAAGACAAGAUUAUUGCUGGUUUCCGCUAUAUCAGUUUCUUACUUCUUUCACUUCUGUUAUGUAAAUUAUUUUGUUAUUAUUAAUAUUUAUUAAUUUUCUAAGUGCCCACAUCGUGGUUUGUUUGAUCAAUACGCUGUUGUUAAUAGUUCCUUCAGAGAGAGAGAGAGAGAGUACGAUUUUUUGUUUUCUGUUCGUGUGAAUUUGAAUUUCGCGAUACGAAUGGUAACAGUGAAAAAGAAGGGGUCGACGCACUUUUCUCGUUCGACAUUUCGAUCGUUCGUAGAAUGCUUAGCUGGCUCUGUGUGUAUAUAUAUACAUAUAUAUAUUAUAUACAUAGCGGCUCGGGGCACCGGAAAUUAAGUGCUACCUUCAAAACGAUAGUAUAUAAAUACACACAUUACCGAUCAUUUUACUUCACCACCGAUAAUUUCCUCACAUUGUUGUGUGUAACGUUGUUUCUAGAAUUUGUAUUUUUCAUCGUAGAUUGUACAUUACUGUAUGCCGAUUGAAUGGGCACUAUAUAUAUAUGUGACAGUAUUUUGAACAGUUUCACACGAGGUUCCGUUGAAGAAGGAAACGUAAUUGAAUAGAAGGUUUAGAUUAAAGUUGCAAUUGAGAUGAUUGUUCUUUCGAUCUGUCUAUAUUUAUAUAUCUCUCUAUCUAUAUAUAUAUAUAUUUGUUUAUAAUUUUGAGAUUCGUUUAUAUUGCUAUUGGAUUUGUACGAUGCAAACAUUUGAAAUCGAGUUUUAGGUUGCACUUUAUUCCUGCACGGACCGCUUACAGAAAUUAGUAGUAGUCUCUACUCUUCUACAGCAUUGUUGUUUUCAGCUGACUGCGCCUGACAAUGAGUAGAACGGGCGAUAUUGUCGAAGGAAAAAAA